Messenger RNA from Dovyalis caffra, 1560 nucleotides. The record is from the annotation of a GenBank genome assembly. Lineage: Eukaryota; Viridiplantae; Streptophyta; Magnoliopsida; Malpighiales; Salicaceae.
AUGUGGGUCACUACAGUACUUCCUAAAACGGUUCCUCCGGUUCUUUCCUUUCUCACUUCUACAAGAAACCCGAAACAAAAUUCUUUUCAUUUCAGAUUCGCAUAUCGGCCUUUAAACUUUAAAGUUUCAGCAACAAAGCAGCAGCAGCAGCUUCCCGAGCCAAAGACUGAUCAAAACCCAAGUAGUUCUGAUUUAGGAUGGCUCCCUGCUUUUCCUCACGUCUUGAUUGCUUCAAUUGCAAAUUUCCUAUUUGGUUAUCAUAUAGGGGUAAUGAAUGGUCCUAUUGUUUCUGUCGCAAAAGAGCUGGGUUUUGAAGGAAGCUCAAUUCUUGAGGGACUUGUGGUUAGCAUAUUUAUUGCUGGUGCAUUUCUUGGAAGCUUAGCAUCAGGUUCAUUGGUUGAUAAACUCGGAUGUCGUCGCACAUUUCAGCUUGACGCAGUACCAUUAAUUCUUGGUGCACUUAGAAGUGCGCAAGCGCACUCCUUGGAUGAAAUACUUUGGGGAAGAUUUCUUGUGGGCCUUGGGAUUGGUGUGAACACGGUUCUUGUUCCAAUCUAUAUUUCAGAGGUUGCGCCAACAAAAUACAGAGGUUCGUUGGGAACCUUGUGUCAAAUUGGGACAUGUCUGGGAAUCAUUGCAUCAUUGUUCCUAGAUAUUCCAUCUGAAACUGAUCCACACUGGUGGAGGACAAUACUAUACAUUGCAAGUGCUCCUGGAUUUAUUCUUGCACUGGGUAUGCAGUUUGCUGUGGAAAGCCCCCGCUGGCUAUGUAAAGUAGGGAAGCUAGACGAUGCUAAAACAGUUAUUCGUAAUCUUUGGGGAUCGUCUGAAGUUGAAACGGCAAUCCAAGCUUUCCAAUCAGUCAUCAAGAACGAUGGCAGUGAUGUGGGUAGUAGAUGGUUGGAACUCCUGGAGGAACCACAUUCUAGAGUUGCAUUUAUUGGAGGUGCACUUUUUGCGCUACAACAGUUUGCUGGUAUAAAUGGAGUCCUUUAUUUUUCAUCGUUGACUUUUAAAGAUGUUGGUAUAACAAGUGGCAGUUUAGCAAGCAUAUUUGUUGGACUUACCAACUUUGCAGGUGCACUUUGUGCUGUAUACCUAAUUGAUAAGGAAGGAAGACAAAAGCUCCUGAUUGGCAGUUACUUGGGAAUGGCAGUUUCAAUGUUUCUUAUUGCUUGUGCUAUCAGUUUUCCAGUAGAUGAAGAACUCAGUGGCAACUUGUCAAUACUAGGAACUCUGAUGUACGUUUUCACAUUUGCCAUUGGAGCUGGCCCAGUAACCGGUCUUAUAAUACCAGAACUCAGCAACACCAAGAUGCGUGCGAAGAUUAUGGGGUUCAGUUUUUCUGUUCAUUGGGUUUGCAACUUCUUAGUGGGUUUAUUGUUUCUUGACUUGGUGGAGAUUUUUGGAGUUGCACCUGUUUACACUGGCUUUGGUAGUGUGUCCUUGUUAGCAGCAAUGUAUGCCAAAUAUUACAUAGUUGAAACUAAAGGGCGCUCUCUUGAAGAGAUUGAAAUGUCACUGAACCCCAAUUUCUCUGUCAGAGACAAGCAACGAUAA